Molecule: messenger RNA, 915 nt
Organism: Exaiptasia diaphana
Lineage: Eukaryota; Metazoa; Cnidaria; Anthozoa; Actiniaria; Aiptasiidae
Exons: 4
Coding region: 31-711 (226 amino acids)
Source: RefSeq, a predicted model, not a curated record
GGUAACCAAUAUAUAUAUAUAUAUGACCAGAUGAACCUAGUAUUACUUGCUGCCUGUCUAUCCAUAUUAGUCGCCGGCACACACGGCUUUCGUUGCUAUGCUUGUAAUGGUUACCAUGACUCUACUGAAUGCCAGAAAACAAUAAACUGUAGCUCAUACUGCUACAAGAAGACCGCUGACAGAGUUUUUGGUGGUCAGACAACUCGUGUKACGYUAGCGGGAUGUCGAUCAAGCUGUUCUACUUUGGAUAAAAUAACUKCUUGCACAGGAGAGACCGAUUGUGUCAUGUCUUGCUGUUCAACGAACCUCUGCAAUCGCGUAACAUCUGCUGAUAGCAAAACACCCACCUAUCCUAAAUGUUAUUCCUGCUCAUCUACCACCUCCUAUACCGACUGCAAUGCCCGAUCAAUCGAGAAGACCUGCAGCUACUACACGGCCAACGCGCCUUCUAAUUGUUACAAGGCUACCUAUAUUUCAACUAAUUACCUCACUGGAGUCAGUAAACGAUACUAUAGAAAAGACUGCACGACGAGCUUGCGAGCCUGCAGGAAUUUGCGGUCAGUGGUGUGUAGUGGUUAUAGUAGUAGUGAAUGUGAGGUUCAUUGCUGCACCGGAAGCAAAUGCAACGAAGGUACUCCAAAUAAAAUAAGCCUUUCAGCUCUGCUACUCUUUUUAUUCGCCCUUUGCAAGGUUUUUGUUUGGUCCAUGUAGAGAAACUAAUGCCCGCGGUCCUUUGCUCGUGUUAUCAAAUAUGUUAGCUAGCUGUUCACAAAGUCUAGAUUACUUGGAGGUACCYAGAGGAUUAUCAAGGAUAACACUGAGCUUUUUCUUAUUGAAAUGGUCAACUCAGUGAGCAGCAAACUAGAAAAUUAUCGAAAAGCAAACUUAGUUAACUGUCUCUGUUAUAUGUCAAUG